CUAGAAUUCUUAAUUUUUGUACAUUUCGAAACAAAACCAAAACAAAUGUGUUUUUUUCUUUAAAUCUUUCUAUUUCUUAUAAUUACUAUUAUAAAAACAGUAAAGUGCCACCAUGGCUACAGCUGGUAGCUCUAUCCGUGUUAAACAUUCAAUUCCCAUCGAUAUUCUCGAUGACUUAUGCAGUCGUUUCAUCAUCAACCUGCCGGAGUCAGAGCGCGGGGACCUGGUGCGCAUCUGCUUCCAGAUGGAGCUGGCGCACUGGUUCUACCUCGACUAUUACUGCACUGAUGAGGUGCACAACCUUCACCCGUGUGGCAUAAGGGACUUUGCUCAGCACAUAUUCCAGCAUGUCCCGACACUCCGAGAACACCUCACCAGCCUCGAUUCGGUGCUAGAGAACUGGCGCGAGUACAAGCAAACAGUGCCAACAUACGGCGCCAUACUGCUCGACCAGGAGCUGACCCACGUGCUGCUGGUGCAGUCGUACUGGACCAAGGCCUCCUGGGGCUUCCCUAAAGGCAAGGUCAAUGAGGGUGAGGAGCCGUGGAAGUGCGCCGCUAGAGAGGUUCUCGAAGAAACUGGCUUCGACAUAAGCAAGCAUAUAAGCAAGAACGACUACAUCGAAGCGAUCAUCCACGAUCAGAUCGUCCGUCUGUACAUCAUAGGUUACAUACCGCGGGACACUAAGUUUCAGCCUCGCACUAGGAAUGAGAUCAAAGCUUGCGAGUGGUUCCCACUUGCUGACCUGCCAUCCAAUAAAAAGGACAUGACACCCAAGGUGAAAAUGGGCGUAAGUCCGAACGCGUUCUUCAUGGUGCUCCCGUUCGUGAAGCGCAUGCGGCGUUGGGUCGCCGAGCGGAACCCCAAGGGCCGCCGCACGCGGCACAAGUCGCUAGGGGACUUAGACCUCAACAAGAAUAAAGGGAAAAUAUCGCAGGGUCUACAAAACGAGAUAACAGACUACCAACAGCAAAACCCGUCUAACCCCUCUCCGAAAUACAACAGCAACCCCAAACAUCAACCCCACCCAAGCACGUCUAAGAACACCAACGGCAGCGCCAGAAAAGAGCGGAGGAACCCCAAAAGGCAGCUCUUUACACCCCAGAACACCCAAAGUACCAAUUUCUCACCUGUUCAGAAAGAGCUGACGCCAACUCAAGAGCCGGAGGAACUAUUCGUGGCGCCAUCUUGGGCUAAUUUCAAGUUUGAUAUGCAAGCUAUAUUGAAUUGUCUUAACUGACAUUUUAUAUG
Molecule: messenger RNA, 1251 nt
Organism: Cydia amplana
Lineage: Eukaryota; Metazoa; Arthropoda; Insecta; Lepidoptera; Tortricidae
Gene: DCP2
Product: m7GpppN-mRNA hydrolase
Exons: 6
Coding region: 113-1240 (375 amino acids)
Biological process (GO): deadenylation-dependent decapping of nuclear-transcribed mRNA; nuclear-transcribed mRNA catabolic process, nonsense-mediated decay
Cellular component (GO): cytoplasm; P-body
Molecular function (GO): 5'-(N(7)-methylguanosine 5'-triphospho)-[mRNA] hydrolase activity; RNA binding; manganese ion binding
Source: RefSeq, a predicted model, not a curated record